This is a messenger RNA of Cyprinodon variegatus (sheepshead minnow), 1663 nucleotides long. Its product is annotated as histone-lysine N-methyltransferase EHMT2-like. Lineage: Eukaryota; Metazoa; Chordata; Actinopteri; Cyprinodontiformes; Cyprinodontidae. The record is from RefSeq and is a predicted model, not a curated record. Gene Ontology annotation, molecular function: p53 binding; zinc ion binding; protein-lysine N-methyltransferase activity. The transcript is spliced from 7 exons. Gene Ontology annotation, cellular component: nucleus. Bases 115 to 774 code for a protein of 219 amino acids.
AUCUCCCGUGGAUUUGAGGCAGUUCCUAUCAGCUGUGUUAAUGGUGUUGACAAUGAACCAUGUCCUGAGAACUUUAAAUAUAUACAAGACAACUUUCUCAACUCAUCCCUGCAUAUGGACAAAGACAUUACUCAUCUUCAGCACUGCAGGUGUACAGACGACUGCUCAUCAAGUUCCUGCUUGUGUGGUCAGCUUAGUCUGCGUUGUUGGUAUGACAGUGACGGUCGCUUACCACUGGACUUCUGUGAAUGGGAACCUCCAGUGUUGUUUGAGUGCAAUCUUGCCUGUUCCUGCUGGAGGACCUGUAGGAACCGUGUUGUUCAAAAUGGACUCAGGGUCCACCUACAGCUCUACAAGACGGAGAAGAUGGGCUGGGGAGUGAGGGCACUGCAAGAUAUCCCUCAAGGAAAAUUCAUUUGCGAGUACAUUGGGGAGAUCAUCAGUAACACUGAGGCUGACAAAAGAGAGAAUGACUCUUUCCUUUUCACUUUGGACAAUAAGGUAGGAGAACCAUUUUGCCUUGAUGCUAAUCUCUUCGGCAACAUUGGUCGCUUUAUCAACCAUCUCUGUGAGCCCAACCUGAUAGCUGUGAGGGUGUUCACCAUUCACCAAGACCUGCGCUUCCCAAGAAUUGCCUUCUUUUCAAGUAAACCAAUCAAAGCUGGAGAGCAGAUUGGGAUUGACUAUGGAGAUAACUACUGGAGGGUGAAAAGCAAGUACUUCAGCUGCUUGUGUGGCUCUCUGAAGUGUCAUCACUCAAAUGCAGGCAGAUAGAAGAUAUCCAAUGCUGUCUAUAUCAAUACAUUCUGUAUUUGAGAGCUGUAGAGUUGUGUACUGUACCGGCCCUGGUCUGGCUUGUUGAAUGUUUAGAGCUAAUCUUUUUUCUCAGUUUAUAAAGACAAGUAAAUUUCUAUGCAAACUACAAGACUGAACUUUUGUGAUCUUACAAUACUUAAUUCUUGUUUUAGUUGCCCUUAAGUUCUGUGCUGACAUAGUUAGAAAUAAAUACGGAAAUAUAUAAAUGCUAAAUAGAUAAAUAGGCAUGCAGUUAGAUAGGCAAAAAAUACAUCAAAUGAAUAAAUGCAAGCAUUAAUUGAAUUAUACAAUAAGAAAUGCAUGUACACAUUUUUAGUUAGCUUAUUUGAUCACUUCUAUAAUAAUUGCCAUAUUUAUUUAAUAUAAUAAUUUUCACCUUUACCAUUUAAAUACUUUUGUAUGUAUUUACUUCCUGUACGCUCUUAUUUUUAUUUUUGUUCUCUUAUUUUUGGCUUUAUUUCUUCUAUGUUUUUUACUCUAUUUCCUUCCCCCUAUUUAUUUUUUUCCUGUCCUUUUUCCGUUUCUGUAUACAUUUCUACAAUAUCAUGUAAAUGAAGAGGGGAUGGUCUUAAGGUGACAGCUUUUGCCCACUGGUUAGACUCCAUAUGCUACCAGGCCAGCCAAAGUCACAACAAGAGAUACCUACCUACGAUGAUGUUCUCAAUAAGCCAAACUGAGGAAUUUACUACUUUUUUGAUAACAGCAGGCAUAGGCAUUCUGAAAUCACCAAGUCAUUGCAAUUCUAUGUAUUUGUUCUGCCCAACCACUUAACCAGCUAUUUUUAUUUUAACUAUGCUGGCUUGACUCACCUGGUACAGUGGUUGGGCAUAAUAAAUGGUUACUUCAC